Molecule: messenger RNA, 805 nt
Organism: Tauraco erythrolophus (red-crested turaco)
Lineage: Eukaryota; Metazoa; Chordata; Aves; Musophagiformes; Musophagidae
Source: RefSeq, a predicted model, not a curated record
GACCCUGUACUCCUCCGUCUGCUCAGAGCUGGCAUCCUGGGGCUUCACGGUGGCAGCGCUGGAGCACAGGGACCAUUCUGCCUCCGCGACGUAUUUCUGCACGACGGAGGCUGGGAGGGAGGAGUGGAUUCCCUACCGACGGGUGCCCCAAGGGCAGAAGGAGUUUUAUUUCCGAAACAAGCAGGUUCAUCAGAGAGCAGAGGAAUGUGUGCGAGCGCUCCGGCUCUUCGAGGACAUCAGCAGCGGUAAAUCUGUCCCGAACAUCCUUCACCAGGACUUUGAUCUGUCUGUGCUGAAGGACAGCGUUGAUCUGACCAAAGUCGCCGUCAUGGGCCAUUCCUUUGGCGGGGUGACAGCAGUGCUGGCCUUGGUGAAGGAGCCUGGCUUCAGGUGCGCAGUGGCUCUCGACGCCUGGAUGUUCCCCCUGGAGAACACGCUGUACCCAGAGGUGCCCAAGCCUGUGCUCUUCAUCAACACCGAGAAGUUCCAGACACCAGAGAGCAUUGCCAAAAUGAAGAGGCUGAGCUCCAGAAACAGCCAGACGAAGAUUAUAACUGUCCUGGGAUCCGUGCACCAGAGCCAGACUGACUUCACCUUUCUCACUGGGAAGCUCAUCAGCCGCAUCUUCGGUGCGAGGGGGACCCUCGACCCCUGCAAGGGUCUGGACAUCACCAGCCGGGCGGCUCUGGCCUUCCUGCAAAGGCAUCUCAACCUGGAAGAGGAGUUCGAUCAAUGGGACAACCUCCUCGAAGGCAUCGGAGAGUCAGUCGUUCCAGAAGCACCGUUCUGCCACUCCAACCUGUAG